This is a messenger RNA of Paramecium octaurelia, 2367 nucleotides long. The record is from the annotation of a GenBank genome assembly. NCBI's taxonomy places the organism in Eukaryota, Ciliophora, Oligohymenophorea, Peniculida, Parameciidae.
AAUAUCUCAAUGGAAAAAAAUAAAAUUCAAGAGCUCUGGCAAACCUAUAUUUGCCAUGAACGAAAACUCAAAAGAUCCAAAUAAGCAAAAGAAAAGAAACGAUACAUUAAAAAGGCUUAUCCUUUUGAAUUUGGACCUGAUGGAAAGACCUUACUGUAAAGAGGACCAUGGACAUAGUAGGAAAAAGAAAUUUAUUUAUAAAUUUGCUAAAAUCAUUAGAAAGAAUGUCUAUCAAACCAAACCAAAGAACUAUUUUAGGAAAUACUCCAAUUAAUACCAACCAGAAACCUUACUCAACUCAAAGGCUAUCAUAAUAAUCAUAAUCCUUUCCAAACCAUAAUAAUUAAGGAAAGCAAAAGAAUCAGAAGAACCAAAAAGGAAAUGAGUCAAGAUAAACUGAAAGAGUUUGCCCUAAAAAACAAAAUGAAAAGGCAAAUUAAAUAAUUAGAGAAACUUUCCAACCUUAAUAAUCAAAUCAUCACACUAGAAACAUAAAUUGUUUAAUUUAAAUUGGAUGAUGAGAAUCAAAUCGAAAUAAAAAUUUUUAUAAAUACCGAUUUAUUAUUGAAUCUCAACAAUACAGAAGAUUAGAGAUAAGAGAGGGAUGAAAUUAAAACAGAGAACUUAGAAAGUGUAGUCGAAGAAGGAAACGAAUAAAUUAAUUAAUAGAAGAUUUAAAAAGAUAAAAUUGUAGUUAAACUACGUAACCCACAAGAAAUAAAGGUUGAGAAUUUAGAAGACGAACCUUCAUUGAUUAAUAAGGCCAAGUAAAUUGUUUUUAAGGAAUUAAUUUGUUUUAUACAAUUAGAAGACAAAUAAAAUAAAAGGUUGUUAAUAGAACCAAAGUUAUUUUAACCAAAAGAAAAAUACCAAAGAAUCUUAAUUAAUUUCAAGCCACCUCACAAAGAUGAUAUGCUUCAAAUUGAGUAAAAAUAGUAGAAUUAGAAGGAUGAAUAAUAAAAAAAAGAUAAAUAAAUUUAAUAAUAGAUUAUCUAACCAAUCAAUACUUAAAAUGUAUAGGAACUUUAAUUGUCUCCAGAAAAACAACAGAAAACAUAGAUCCAAUCUAAUAGAAUUAAUAAUAGUGUUGAUCAACAAUUAAUUACACUGGAUAAUUUAGAAUAAACAAAUUAAAACCCUAAUUAAAUUCAAAUUACUGAUAUUAAUCAUAAUCAAUUUGAAUAACAGCAAAUUAAUCAAUCAAAUAGUUUGAUUAAGUCAAAAAAUAGAUCUUAGAGCUGGUAAGAAAGUCAAGUAAUUGAAAUACCUAAAGAUGUUUAAAAAGAAUAAGAGAAGCCUAAUAAAGAUGAGAUAAACUAAUAGUUUUAAUAAAAGUUAGAAGUUGAUGAUUAAGUAGAAAAUGAUAAUAAAAAAACUAAAUAAAAAUUAUAAUAGUUAAAACAAAUUCAAAAAUAGAAUAAAAUAGAAAUGGAAAGGUAAAGAGAAUUAGAAAUAGAAAAAGAAAUAUAAAUAGAGCUAGAAAAGGAGAGGCUAAAAUAGAUAGAGAGAGAUAAAUAACAAGAAAUUUAGAGAUAAAAAAAAUUGGAAUAGUAGAAAGAAAAAGAAAAGUUAAGAGAGAAGCUAAAAGAAAAGCGAUUACAGUUUUGUAAUGAACAUGAUAGAAAAGAAAGAAAUAGAACUAAAAAUAGAGAGCUUAGAUCACUAUAGGAAUUAAGUUAACAAUAAAAUAAAACCAAUAACAAAGAACCAUAGAAAUUAAGACACUAAAAUAAUUAAAGCCAAAAGUCCUAAGGACAAGUUCCUCAUAUUAAAAAGUAAUCUGGUGAACAAAUGGCAGAAUAUCAGAACUAAUAAUAAUUAGAUUUAAAUCUUCCCUCUUAUAUCCCUCAUCCAUAUUAAGUGCCAAUGCUUGAUCCAAUCUAGUAAUAAUAAUACUUUAUGAAAUAACUUUAAGGAAAUUAAUUCUUUGGCCUUAAGGAUUGCUAUUAGUAAGUACAAUUCCCUGAAGGGUAAUAUUAAAAUUAACAAGAGUUAAAAAAUUAAAGCAAAGAUUUAAAUAAUCUAGAUAAUAAUCCUUAAUUUUCUUAAAUGAUUCCAAUUCAAAUUUAAAAUUACCCUUAAUAGGACUAAGCUAUUUAAUAAUCCUAACAGCAUGUAGCAUUUUCGCCACAUCAUCCUUACAUUGGUAAUCAUUACUUUUAUCCGUAAUUUAUGCCUGUGAGAGCACUUCAACAAUAACCUUAAGAAGGUUAAUAGAAUUCAAAUAAAGAACAAUAUCAAGUUGAAAUGAUGUAUGUUUUUCAAGAAGUUCCAUAAAAUUUUGAUCCAAACUGCUUUUUUUAAUUCUCCCCACAGAGUUUUGUGUCCAUCCCUGGAGGCUCCAAGUUAGGGGAUGCUCUUAAAUGA